CGGUUUGUGGCGUUUGUGCGGCUAAAUCGUAUCAGCAUCCGUCACACCGUAGCGUUGUUAAAUGUUGACCAUCUUUAAUCUUACGUCUUUGAUAGUUUAAUUUCUUAUUCACGCAAUUCACGAGGAUUUUCGUCUUCGUUCUCCGAAGUGCGAAAUCAGUGGUCAAUCCGCAACUGUCGUCAACGGGCACAGUUUUAGUCUGGUGCCCCAGCAACAGCGUCCAGAGCCCGUGGUGUAGUAUAAUAUUAUGAUGUCUCGGUCAGUGCGUGCGGAGACCAGAAGCCGGGCCAAAGAUGACAUCAAGAGAGUCAUGCAAGUUGUGGACAAGGUCCGCCGAUGGUAAGUCCGCAAAUAUUCUUCUCCCGUUUUACACAAACCUGACCAUAUUGUGUUCUCUCUGUCUUCUGAUGAAGUUUUUUUGUCCAGUUUACUAUUCGUACAAUUUAUUUGAUUUUCUGAAUAAUUGCCCUUCUCACUAACAUAAUUUUAUGGUUUUUAAAUUAAACUGAGUUUAUAAGAUAACUGAUCAAUCGUGGUCAGUCAUAAACUCCAUUUAAAAAUCAGAUAAACAAAUUAGUCUAUGUUGGUGAGAACAACACUACAUCUAUUUCAAUUAAUCCUAUUCUAUUUAAAUUUUCCUAGUUUUUAUGUCAGGUACUAUGUAAUAGUUAGUAUCAGUUGACUACACCGAAAAAUUAUCUCUGUAUACCAUAGAUUUUGUCCAAAUGAAGGUACUGGGAAUUUAAAAAAUGACUAACUAGAACAAAAAUAUUUCCAGAAACCCCUUGUAAUGUUUUUGGUUUGGAGCAAAUCUUGUUAGAAAAUCCACAUACCUACCUGAAUAGAUAAAUACAUUUUCAAAAUUGAAUAAUAUUUCAUAUAUAUUCAGUAUGAAAUUAAUUUACAUUCUGAUGUUGGUUGAAUAAGGAACAUUUAUAAUAUUAUGUUAUAAAACAAGACAAAAUAAUGUUUUCUUUUUAUUACCUAAUCAAGAAAAAACAUUGGUUUGAACACAUUUAACUUUCCUAAAUUAAAUUAAAUGUUUAUGAACAAAAUGAAAAAUGUAUUCAGUAUAAAUAUUAAUAUAAUUUACUUUUUCAGGGAAAAAAAAUGGGUUACCAUUGGAGAAACUACCAUGAAAAUAUACAAAUGGGUUCCCAUAAUAUCCAAUGAUCAGGUUGGUAUUUUUACUUUAAAUUAAAUCAUACUGUCUUUUUGUUCUAUUUGAACUGUGAACCGAAGGAAAUUUGUUUCCUAUUUUUCCCUCUGAUCCCUAUCAUUUAUUGGAUAACAACAAAACAAUAACAAUUUCAAAAAAGUACUUCAGCAGCAUGUGAGAGAAGAGUGGAGAUCUGCCUCUGCUUUCCCCAGUUCACAAUAGUAAUAAGAUUGACAUUCCAAUAAAAUAAACCUCUAAAAAGUUUUUUAUUUAAUUACUGUUUAAGGAAAUUCCACGCUGUUGCUCCUGUCCACCAUUAUACAAUUAUACUACCUAUAGUAUAUUAGUUGAAAUUAACCAUUUCUUAAAUGUUAGUUUUAGAUUAAAGUUUAAUAGGCUUUUUCCAGGCUUAGUAACUGGUGUAAUAAUAAUAAUAAUAUAUAUACAUUACACCUACUUAUAUAGUUGACAUGACUUGAUUUUUAAUUUUGAUUAACAAAAAAUGAGAAUUGAAUUUGUAAAUUAUUGUAGUGUUAAUUUAAGAAUGUUAAUAUCUUUAAAAUACUAGGUUAGGUUUUUCACGACCUUUUUAAAACAUUGGUAAAUGUCAAUAACUACUUAAGGAAAAAUGUUACAACCCAAUAAACAAUGUAGUUCUAAAUAUCUCUUAACUAUAUAGAAUAAAAUAUUAAUCAAGUAUGUAAAUUACUAAUAAAUGCAAUUUUUAAAGAAUGUAUACUGUUUUAACAAAAGAAAGAGCUAAUACUGCUAAUGGGUGCCCACCGUUGUGUGUGAGAAAUGGGGAAGAUAGGAUACAUAGUUAUUUAAUUUACAUCUGUACGCAAUGAUAAAUCAUUGUUGACAAAAUAUGAUUCUGAGAAUAUUUUGGUUAAACAGGCCGUGUUUAGUGUUCCAAUAUUACUCAUAGUUACUUCAUCACAUCCGUUCAUUUUUAUUAACUAAACCAAAUUUUGAUACACUUGAUAGUUACGCGCUAACAUAGUUCCAUUGCUUAAAGUUGUUUACCAUCUGUAUAUGGCCUUCAUUUAAUACUACUAUAUAUUAUUUUCAUUGGUUCUUGGAACCUAAAUAAUACAUAGAAACAUAACAAAAUAUUAUAUGAUAUAAUUAAUUAUUAUUGCUCUCUAGAAUUUCAAGAUUUGAGUUCCCAUACUCUAUUUUAUUUAAAUACAUACAGAACAUUUUUAAUUAAACUAAUAGGUAUGCUAAGAACAAAGAUCUCAAACAAAGUUAUCUUUGUUAUUUUGAAUGGAAAUUUGUACCAAUAUCACUUGAGAAAACUGACUUAUGCUCUGUUUUAAUGGCUCAAAAAAUUAUUAAAGAAUUUGAUUAUAUCAAUAUUAGAUAAAAUAAAAAUUGUAUGAACAAAAUGUCAGGAAAUUAUUUUUUCGUGUCAAGUAUACAACAUAGUACUAUACUAUUUUCAAAAUAAAAAUGUACUGUGCCAUACAUCCAAACAGUGCCAGAUGUUCUGUGAUGGAUUUUUAAUAAUUAGUAGAGACAUGGCCACACACGAACCAAUUUUUUUUAUUGAUUUUUUUUAUUAAUACAACCUGGUGUUAAGUCAAUUUAUGUCAAAUGUUGGUUUUGCAAUUAGACAGUUAUUUUAACUAUUUAAGACAAUAUAUAAAUUUAUUAAACUUUGUAAUUUCUGGAUUUAAAACUUUCUGUUUUUCUGAGCUUUCCAAAUGUGAUAUUUUGGAAGUUCAGAAGGGUGCCUACUACAAAAGUCUUGAAAUAUUUGUUUACAUUAAUACAUCAAUUUCACACACUACAGUAAAGUUACAGCUUUGACUUAAAUAAUGUACGGUUUUAAAAAUAAAUACAAUACUUAUCACCAUAUUUCCUACCUGGAAAUAUGAGGCGGAGGUCCAUGACUCAUAUUGACUUCCGUGUGUUUUGUUUUGCAGAAAAAAAAGUCCAAAGAACAUUCUCAUGCGAACAAAGAAAACAUGUUGGGCAAAAGACCGAUAGAACCAACACAUACAAACUUCUCGAUUGCCGAUGAUUCAAACACGUGUAAGCAAUAAAUAUUAACUUAAUGAUUAAUGAUUUAUUACACCGCAAGUGAAUAUAAUUUAAACUAAUUUUUAUUUGCAGCAUUUUCUGUUAGCGAUUCUCAUUCUCAAGAACCAACUGAAUUUGCUACCCAGCUGGGUUUCUCAGAAGACUCAAAUUCUCAGAGUAGCGAAGCGCCUCCAACUAAAAAAUUGAAAACUGAAUUGCUGAAAACAGAAUUAUUGAAAACUGAAAAAAUUGAAUGAGGAGUUGACCUCCUAUGGCUCUAUCCCUUUGAUACAUUUUUUUAUUUGUUUGUGUAUUAUAAUUUUUUUUUUCAUGUAAAAACACAUUACUACCUACCUACCUCUAUAUGUGUUAAUAUUUAUAUUGAGGUGGAAAACAUUUUUCCGACGUGAAAAACGGUAACUUAUUUGGUUAUAUGCUGACACCUUCCUUCCAUUGAUGAAAACUCAUUCCUCUGUGUUGAAUUUUUUUUUAUAUAUAUUAGAAGCAAAUGUGAAUUUGUGUAAAUAUUACCUUUAAGUCACAAUUUUAUUUAUAUUUAAUUUGUAUUAUUUUUAUUUUGAGUGAAAAAAACAAUUAAUCAUAAAUAACAAAAUAAUAUAAUUUGAUAUUUUUAAUGUUUAUAUUAUUAUAGUAGUUAUUUUGGUUUAAGAAUGAUUUAAAUGUAUACCUUGUUGCAUUUACACCAGUUACUAAGCCUGGAAAAAGCCUAUUAAACUUUAAUCUAAAACUAACAUUUAAGAAAUGGUUAAUUUCAACUAAUAUACAGUACAUUUUAAAGAAUUUUCCAUUUUUCACAAUCAUUAUCGGAA
Cinara cedri is the source of this 4017-nucleotide messenger RNA. NCBI's taxonomy places the organism in Eukaryota, Metazoa, Arthropoda, Insecta, Hemiptera, Aphididae. The record is from the annotation of a GenBank genome assembly.